UUUCCUUAUUCUCAGUCCAUCCUACUCUCCUUCUUCCCUCUCUAGUCUCCUUCCUCUUCCCUCUCUUUCUCUCUCCUCCAUUCCUUCUCUGAAGCAACAAAAAUGGCGUCGACAGAAGAAGAAAGCGCAGUUAAGGAGCCUCUCGAUCUCAUUCGUCUCAGUCUCGAUGAACGUAUUUACGUCAAGCUUCGUUCUGACCGCGAACUCCGUGGCAAACUCCAUGCUUAUGAUCAGCAUUUGAAUAUGAUUCUUGGAGAGGUUGAGGAAGUUGUGACAUCUGUGGAAAUUGAUGAUGAGACUUAUGAGGAAAUUGUUCGGACUACAAGGCGCACUGUUCCAUUUCUCUUUGUUAGAGGAGAUGGUGUCAUAUUGGUGUCACCGCCUCUUAGGACAGCUUGACUUAGGACAUCACAAUAUUGGAUUUUGACCAAGGGAUCAAGCAUUUUAUAGUUGCAUCUGUUGUGAUCUUAUGCAAAGCUCAAGAAACUGUUUUACAAAUGUAGUCUAGUUUGGACAAAACAGGAUGUCAUAACUCCGUGGAUGAAUGUAAGCCUUUUUUUUGUCACGUUUGAAUAUUAACUGAUUUCUGUCACGUUUUUUUCAUCUUCGAUUUGAUCUGAGUGAAUUUGUACUCUUAUUGGCAA
This is a messenger RNA of Chenopodium quinoa (quinoa), 644 nucleotides long. Its product is annotated as sm-like protein LSM3A. Lineage: Eukaryota; Viridiplantae; Streptophyta; Magnoliopsida; Caryophyllales; Amaranthaceae. The transcript is spliced from 3 exons. The record is from RefSeq and is a predicted model, not a curated record. Gene Ontology annotation, cellular component: U6 snRNP; precatalytic spliceosome; catalytic step 2 spliceosome. Gene Ontology annotation, biological process: mRNA splicing, via spliceosome; P-body assembly. Gene Ontology annotation, molecular function: RNA binding. Bases 103 to 399 code for a protein of 98 amino acids.